AUGGCCUUUCCUACUCAAAUCUUCAGCAAUAAAGAAGAAGAGGCACAACGACAAGGUGGAUACGAAGAGGAGGUGGAGAGGGGCACUCCAGUGAAGUACGUCCCACUGUGCGACGUAUACUCCGCCACAUCUCCAUCCUCCAAGAAGGUGAAAGCCAGAAAGCUACCCGAAUUUCACUGUCCCGAUCAUCAUAAAAAGCAUAAAUCAUCAACAUCGCGCAUGGUGAAACCGCCCGUCACUCACUUCUACUCUCGCCGUCGCAAGAGGAACAAACCCUCAUUACUCGAUUCAUCGCGGUCCAAUGCGCAACCUCCUCCAAUUGUUGUAAAAUCGGAGAAUUUUGAGUUCGAAGAAGGUGAAGAAAAGGAAGAAGAUGACCCCAUCCGCCGAUUAAUAAAGGGGAAGAAGAAUAAGAAGAGAAAAAUUCGGAGUAAUGAGCUGAUUAAUUUGGGGGUAGAUUCCAGCAUGUUAAGCCGUCUUAACGGCCCCCGAUUGAGAGAAAACCGGAAUUAUUCCAAUAAUAAUAACAAUUUUGGGCGAAGAAGAAAAUGCGCUGUUACUGAGAACGAACCCCUAAAGGAAAAUUCAGGUUCCAUUCGCACAAAGAGAUGGGUUUGGUUGAGUUUUGACGGUAUUGAUCCCAAGAAAUUUAUCGGGUUGCAAUGCAAGGUUUAUUGGCCAUUGGAUGCUGAUUGGUACAGUGGUCGGAUUGUUGGGUACGAUUUAGCGACUGACCGACAUCAUAUUGAGUAUGAAGAUGGUGACGAAGAAAAGUUGAUUCUAGCGAAUGAAAGAAUUAAAUUUUACUUAGCUGCGGAGGAUAUGCAGCGUUUAAAGUUGAGUUACAGUCUUAAAGGUUCUGAGGCUGAUGGCCUUGCUGUUAAUGAGAUGGUUGCACUGGCUGCUAGUUUGGAUGAUUUCCAUGAGCUUGAGGCUGGGGAUAUCAUCUGGGCGAAAAUAACUGGUACGUCUCUGUGCAUAUAUCCAUAA
Ilex paraguariensis (yerba mate) is the source of this 990-nucleotide messenger RNA. Lineage: Eukaryota; Viridiplantae; Streptophyta; Magnoliopsida; Aquifoliales; Aquifoliaceae. The record is from the annotation of a GenBank genome assembly.